AUGUCACCAGAGCAGCCCAGCAGUCCUCCUUUUGCCCAUCUCGAAUCCUCAGGGAACUCGGCAUCAGAAGGGGGUUCAUGUGUACACUCGAGAUCCACCUCUGUUUCGGAACCCGACGAUGGUGACGUCUUUCUCAACAAAGAAGAUGUAUUCAACAAAUGGAGGCCGAAAUUCCACCUGAUUGCACCGAAAGGAUGGCUCAACGACCCGUGUGCACCUGGCUACGAUCGAGCUAACGACUGUUACCAUAUCGGCUUUCAGUGGAACCCAGAUACUCCUGAAUGGGGCAACAUCAAAUGGGGGGCCGCAAACUCUCGCGACCUACUCUCAUGGGACGUCUCUGUCGAACCCUCGAUAGUCCCGACCGAAACGGAUGACCAAGGAGGUGUUUUCACGGGAUGUCUCUCGCCUGUUGAGCUUCGUCCUGGGGAAAUGACGACAUUCUACACCUCUGCCAGGAUACUCCCUAUUCACCACACGCUACCUUACAACUAUGGAUCAGAAGGAUUAAGUCUGGCAACAUCAACGAAUAGUGGGAGGACUUGGGACCGCCACGCAACUCCGAUCUUACCUGGUCCACCGACAGAUCUCAAGGUGACGGGAUGGAGAGACCCCUUCGUUUCCACAUGGCCUUCCAUGGCUAAAGCUCUAGGAGACUCAGAGGAGACACUAUAUGGUAUCGUCUCCGGUGGACUUCUUGGCCAAGGACCGACUCCAUUUAUCUACCGACUUGACAGCGAGGAUAUUACGAAGUGGUCUUUUCUUUCGCCUCUAGUAUCACUUCCUUGCAACUUCUCUCAAUCACCGAGAUGGUCAGCCGACCACGGCGCCAACUGGGAAGUGACAAACUUUCUCAGCCUCCAGGAUCCGGACGACGACAGGACGCAUGACUUCCUGAUCAUGGGAGUGGAGGGUUUGCUGGCUACGGAGAAGAGCAGAGGUCGCUCAGAUUUCGACAAGGACCACGGUCAACUCUGGAUGUGCGGCACCAUCGAAGCGCAAGAGGGGCAACCUAGGAUGAAGCACUUGUAUGGUGGACCUCUUGACCAUGGAGCCUACUACGCCGGCAACUCUUUCUGGGAUCCAAAGACAAAUCAACGGAUAAUUGUGGGAUGGGUCGUUGAGGAGGAUCUACCGAUCGAGUUGAAGAGGCGGCAAGGCUGGGCGGGAUUCCUAUCAGUUCCACGAGUUCUGAAGAUCCAGAGGCUCAGGAGAGUGACAAAGUCUCUUGUCUCGUCCCUUGAAGAGAUAUCAUCCAUUGAUCUCCGCCAAGACGGUGUUCAGGAGGGAAGCGACGAGCCCACCUUCGAAGUAACGACACUCUGCGCCGUCCCGGAUGAUAGACUGAGGGGUCUGAGAAGAUCUACAUCACCGGUCAGGUCAGGAGAUGGAUUCAUCUUUCCCCAGGGAUGCUCGACCCUUGAAGUUGUUGUGUCGUUCGAGAUAUCUCCUCAAGUUCAGUCGGCUGGACUGAAGAUCACUUUUGGAGGCAAUCACGCACAAGAGGCAACGAUAGAGUUCGAUCCUUCAUGCGAAAGACUUACAAUAAGACGAGACAAAUCAACCAAGGAGACAGGGGUCGUCGUCGUGGAAGAUACGGCGCCUCAUACACUUUUCACGUACGUCGACGAGUCUGACGGGAAAAGGCGGAAGCAGGAGCUGCUCAAUCUGCGAUUCCUAUUCGACGUCAGCGUUUUGGAACUUUUCGCCAACGAGCGAACAGCGCUAACAACGCGCUUGUAUGCCGAUUUGCCGAGGAUUGCGGCGAUUGAACCAUUCACUCAUCAGAGGGAUUUCUCGGGUAGCCCUCCUGGCACCACCUCUGGCGCAUUGCAUGAAUUUACAUGCUGGGAACUCGGGUCUGGGCAAUAG
This is a messenger RNA of Colletotrichum gloeosporioides, 1872 nucleotides long. RefSeq names its product Beta-fructofuranosidase insoluble isoenzyme CWINV2. The record is from RefSeq and is a predicted model, not a curated record. The coding region runs from base 1 to 1872 and encodes 623 amino acids. Lineage: Eukaryota; Fungi; Ascomycota; Sordariomycetes; Glomerellales; Glomerellaceae. The transcript has 2 exons. Gene Ontology annotation, molecular function: sucrose alpha-glucosidase activity. Gene Ontology annotation, biological process: sucrose catabolic process.